Arvicola amphibius (Eurasian water vole) is the source of this 1351-nucleotide messenger RNA. RefSeq names its product probable alcohol sulfotransferase. Gene Ontology annotation, molecular function: sulfotransferase activity. The record is from RefSeq and is a predicted model, not a curated record. Lineage: Eukaryota; Metazoa; Chordata; Mammalia; Rodentia; Cricetidae. Gene Ontology annotation, cellular component: cytoplasm. The transcript has 5 exons. Gene Ontology annotation, biological process: sulfation. Bases 95 to 796 code for a protein of 233 amino acids.
GCUGUACUAUAAAUGUUAGCUCUCAGAAUUUGCUAGAAGCUGUACAGGUGGCUAAAGGUGGAAUCCUAACAGCACCUACAAAGAGCUCUUUGCCAUGUCAGACUACCUUUGGUUUGAAGGAAUACCUUUCCCUGCAUUAGGAUAUAAAAAAGAAAUACUUGAAGAAAUCGGUGAUAAGUUUGUGGUUAGAGAUGAAGACACAGUCAUAUUGACUUAUCCCAAAUCAGGAACUAACUGGCUGAUUGAGAUUGUCUGCUUGAUUCAGACCAAGGGGAAUCCCAAGUGGAUUCAAUCUAGGCCCAUCUGGGAACGCUCACCCUGGGUAGAGAAUCAAAUAGGACAUCCAAUUUUAAUCAAUCAGGAAGGACCACGCCUCAUCACCUCUCAUCUUCCCUUCCAUCUUUUCCCCAAGUCUUUCUUCAGUUCCAAGGCUAAGAUGAUCUAUGUCAUCAGAAAUCCCAGAGAUGUUCUUGUGUCUGGUUAUUUUUUCUUCCAUAAGACAAACCUUGUUAAGAAUCCAGAGUCUCUGAUAAAUUAUUUUGAAUGGUUCCUCAAAGGAAAUGUUAUAUAUGGAUCAUGGUUUGAGCACACCCGUGCCUGGCUGUCCAUGAGAGAAAGGGACAACUUCCUGCUUUUGAGCUAUGAAGACAUGAAACAGGUUGUUGCAGAAAUCCUUGCAUUGUCACCUGCCCAUCUCUUCCUUCAAAUGAAGCCAGAAGAGUCUUGGCAUCUUGGUCCAAUCUUUGCUGUGACUGACUGUGUACUUUGGGAAUUUUCUUGGUCUGGCCUCUCUUAGGGCCCCUCUGCACUGGAGCUGGUCAUGCUGGUGGAUCUAAGGACCCUGCAGAUUGAAAGGAGUGUCCUCUGACUGGAUCACCUCAGUGAAGAAGCAGGAUAUGUUCAUGGGCCAAGGACCUCCCAGACAACAGGGCAGGCUUGGGGGAGGCAGGGUUGUGUGGAACAAAGAAGCCCCUGCAGCAGGAGUUGGAGGAUCCCUGUGCUCCCUUCCCAGACUGUCCACCCAGGGAUGGCACACACAAACCAGUCUGGAUUGAUCUCCUCAGCACAGGAACAGGGGUUCCUGGUAGUCCAAGGACCCCACAGACAAAAGGCAGUAGUUCUCUUUAUAAGGUUAAUUCUAUCACUUUUGGGAUAAUUACUGUUAAUUUCUCCCCAAAAUUAGUAUAAUCUCUUUGCCACGGUUUAUUGUCUUCCCAUAUUUUUUUAAUUUCUACAAUAGUAAAAGACACUAUAAUCUUUGUUGGUCAACUACUCCUGAACAUGAAGACUGUCUUGAAGUGGGUAAUAAAUCCACUCCCAUUACUUUAAAUAAAAUUAAUGUUUUCCUUUC